Messenger RNA from Linum trigynum, 2848 nucleotides. The record is from the annotation of a GenBank genome assembly. Lineage: Eukaryota; Viridiplantae; Streptophyta; Magnoliopsida; Malpighiales; Linaceae.
UGAUACCACUUGUCAGAAUAGAAGCGUGCAAUCGAUAAUCCAAACCAGCACGAAUGAACACAAAUUUAACGUGGUUCACUAACACAAUGUGUGCUAGCUAAUCCAAGGGCAGAGGAGAACAAAUUUCACUGAUUUUGAGGAGAGUACAGGUUACAAACCAAAUCCAAACGGACAAACCAAACAAAUUAACCUGACUGACCCUACUACAGACUAGGGUGAUGGAGAGUAUUUAUAGAACUCUUCUCCUAAUCCCAAAUAGAAAACCAAACACCUUUUCCCAAACAUACAAGGAAAAGGUCAAACAAAGCCCAAACACAAACCCAAACUAAAUAGGCCCAAACACAAAACAAACCCAAAUCAAAUUCAAGUCAUAUUCUAACAAUCAUCUAUUGUUAGUUGUUGCAAAAUUAAGUGACAAUCGAAACUCCACAUUUGCGGGUUUUCUAAAAUUCCACAGAAGUUAGGGAUGGCAAUUUCGACUUGACCUGUUUUAUCCGACCUGUUUGGCUUGUUUUGGGGCGGUCUGACCCGCCCCGUAGGCGGGCGGGCAUGGGUACUCUCAUCGACCCGACCUGCCCUGACCCGCCCCAUUCUCGACCCGUUCUUGUCUAAAUUACAUGUAAGUUUAAUCAAACUACUUAGGAUUUUCCUGUUAUUACAUCAUAUUUUAGGUAUAAUAAAGUUGUAAAUUAGUCAAUACCUCAAUUUAUCCAAUAAUUUAACUACAUUUAUCAUAAUAUUGUUUGUUUCCUUAGUCUUAUAACAAAAGAACACAUAUUUCUAAUGUUUUUUUCAUAUAAUUUGCAUACCCAUUGAGUCGACCUGCCCCGACCCGCGACCGUGAUAAAUUACCCGACCUGAACCCCACCUGCCACGGGACAAGUCUGGGUACCAAGAAACCCGCUCCGGACCUGCUUCAUUGCCAUUCCUAAGAGAAGUCCUUUCCCAACAUGACAUUUAGGCAAAAAUCCACAUUGUGUGGGAUUGUGAUAAAAUUCCACACCCCAAAUUCCUAAUUUAAAUGGCAUCGAAGUUCAUCUUUCAAAUACAUGUUAUUCCUUUUAAACCCAUACGCGAAUUUGAAAUAUCUUUCAUCUCUUGGAACUUAUAACAUAGGAAAUUAAGCUAUAUAUUGACAAUUUAAUGCCAAGUUGUUUUUACCCGCGCUUCACCACAGUAAUAAACCAAUUAUUUCUUUUGAUAAUAGGAUUUAAUCAUUUCAAAAUUUUUUAGUAAGAAGAAAUGAUUUCAAUAAUAAUUUCCAAGUAACUCCAACCAGCAAUUAAAUUGGGCGAAACGAUCAACGGAGGAGAGAAAAGCCGCCGGCUAUAUUAUGAACCCACUCUACCGUAUGAAAGAUUCCUUUAUAGACACUCUCAAGUUCCACCCCUAAAAUUUUGGUAGUUGUGAUCACUCCCCACCAAAAGUCCGGCGGUCAUAAUAUCCGCCGGCCGGCAAGUCGGCAGCUCACUAAACAUGUGGACGAAAUUCAGUACAUUGACUCAGUGUUGCCAAUUCAGACAUCACGGUCACUAUUGAUGUGAUGUCCCCAAACAAAUAUAAUGAUCGACCAGCAACCCCCACUAUAAAAACCCUCAAGCUUCCUUGGAAAUUCCUCACAAACCUUCCUCUGCCGUCAGAACAUUAGACACACCAAGCAAGCAAGAGACCACCGUCCACCACAAAUUCCAUGGCGAUGAAGUUCAUCAACUCCCCGCUCCCCGCAACAGCAGCAUUGUUGGCGGCCGUGUCGUUGAUUUGCAUCCUGCUUUUGGCCGACAUUGCUGCCGCCGAACCCGGGACAGCGGGCUUCUUCGUACCCCGUUCCGCCGCUACUGCAUGCCCCGGGAAGAAGGGCCUGGGCAAGCUCAUCGCGGCCGCGGAUAUUCGAGUAUUCCAGCGAGGGAAGGCUUGCGGGCAGAGGUUCGAGGUGACGUGCACCGGCGCCGGUUGCAAGAAAGGAAAGAAAGUGGUGGUGCAGAUCGUAGACACCUGCACACCCUCGAAGAAGAACCCUUGCCAGACGCUGACUCUCUCCAAAGCUGCUUUCAAUGCCAUCGCUAAUCCUAAUGCUGGUGUCGUUUCCGUUAAUUUCAAUCAGUAAGUUUCCUUACUUCACUGCAGCAUCAGAAAUCAAACCUUUUUGUGACCAUAUGUCGUCGUUAAAUCGCAGCGACCAAGAAGGGGUUGCAAAAGAGAAUUUUUUGUUGUGAUAUUUUAGGGCGGUUUUUUUUUCUUGUUUUUCGGUUUUCAAACGGAUAUGUGCUCAACUAAUAGUCACCACGAUUUUUAUUCAGGUUGAAAUGAAACGGAAACAGCUGAAAGUUGACCAGCGGAGUUGUGUUACCGAAAUUAUGAUGCAAGAUUCUCGCUGCCUGGCGUGCUAUUAUAUAUGAUUGGAAGAAAAAAAAUUAUGUAUUGUUGUAGUACAACUGUUGUAACAAAUUUAUAUAUACCAGUGCGACGCAAGUUUGUACUAAAUAAGAAAUAUGUCAUAGUAAAGUAACUAAAUUUGUCUGCGUAGGUAAAUUAUUAAGGACCAAAUUUCUGGAUGUGCGAAAGUACUCCGAAACUGUGUUUUUAGAUUAUUUGGAGGGAGCUUUAUGUAAGUUCUCAUAUGAUCAAAUGAAGCUUUAUUUUAGCCUUUUGUGAUUACUUAUACUUCUAUUUUAGCAAAUGUUCACUGUGUUCACAUAUCGUCUUUUAUGUAGAUGAUUGGACACAAUUCAAUUUUGAAAGCAAAAUUACCCAUAACUUGAAGUCCUCCUAACCUGAAAUGAUAUGGCAAGAUCAUAAAAUUGUGUCGGGGACUUCAGGUUAUGGGUAAAAUUAAAUUCUACAGAUAUGG